Molecule: messenger RNA, 2370 nt
Organism: Carica papaya (papaya)
Lineage: Eukaryota; Viridiplantae; Streptophyta; Magnoliopsida; Brassicales; Caricaceae
Product: cation/H(+) antiporter 28
Biological process (GO): regulation of pH; proton transmembrane transport
Cellular component (GO): membrane; endomembrane system
Molecular function (GO): antiporter activity
Source: RefSeq, a predicted model, not a curated record
AUGGCGGAUUCAGAGAGAAAUGCUCCUCGUCAGAUAGAAUGCAGUAAUAAUUUAUUAAAUGCUGCCAUCAACAGUGGAGCUGGUAAAAUCACCGCCGUCGUCGUUUUAUCCAUUCUAAGCACCGUUUCACAUCACUUCCUAAAGCCUUUUGGACAACCUCAAAUAACUUCAGACAUCGUCAUAGGGUUGAUUGUAGGAAACAUAGACAUGGUACGUGAAAUGUUCUCUGGAUUAUUCAUUCAGACACUGAGCAACAUAAUUGAAUUUGGUAUGAUCUGUCACAUGUUCGUGUUGGGUUUAGAAAUGGAUCCGUACGUUCUGCUUCACCCGCCCACCAGAGAUGCGAUCAUGGCGUACUCCGGCAUGUUCACCACCAUGUUAUUAGCUAGCAGUGUGACGCCAUUUCUCAACUAUGCUACCAGGAGAAGCGUACAAUUCACCUUGGCUCUAGCAUGUACAGUCGCCGGUAACGACUCUCCAGUGCUAACUCGAUUAAUAACAAAUCUAAAGAUAGGAAAAUCCGACAUUGGAAAGCUAGGAACAUCCGCUGGACUUCACUCCGACAUGGUUUCCACAAUCUUGUAUUGCAUAGGUUUCGUUGUUUGUCCGACAGACACGGACUUGCCUGUGAGGGUUCACAUCAGAGAGUCUCUGAAAAUGACUAUUGCGAUUUUGAUUCAGAUAAUUUUCACGGCGAAGGCUUCGCCGAUUUUGCUGAACUGGGUUAACAAUGAGAAUCCUGAAGGGAAACCUUUGAAAGGUCCUCACCUUGUCAUGUCACUAGGGUUCAUGGUGUUGAUAUGCAGUGCUUCAUGGUAUCAUUAUAAUCCGAUCUUGAGUGCGUUCAUUGCUGGUUUGUUACCGAGUGAAGGGAGGAUUUCGAGAUGGAUUAUCAACAAGAUUAAUCAUUUGUUGAGAACUCUUUUCUAUCCAAUUUUUUUCUUUUGGGUUGGAUGGACGACGCAUUUGAAAAAUUUUGAUCCGGGGUGGAUGACAUGGGCGAGAUUCUUUUGUCUUUUGAUGAUUACAACGGUUGGGAAAGUCCUCGGCACUGUCAUCUGUGGGUUGAUGCUAGGGUUUCAUUGGCCUGAAACUGUUGCUCUUGGUCUGCUCUUGAGUGCAAAAGGCCAUUUUCAUAUCUUCCUGGCUUCUUUCGCAGCUAGGAGAGGGACUGUUAGUAACACAACAGGAACAAUAAUGGUGUUUGUGGCAUUCCUCACCGUCGUUUACACACCAUUUGUGGUAAUGAACAUCAUAAAGCGAGCCAGAAAACGGGUACCAACUCACAGGAUGGCACUUCAAUGGCUCGAUCCAACCGACGAACUUCGAAUCUUGCUCGGCCUUCAUGGACCACAUAAUGUAGCUUCUGCAAUAAACCUCAUGGAAAUCUCCAGCGGAGAAGUAGAACCCGGAAUUGUGUUUUACGCCACAGACAUGAUUGAACUCACAGACCAAAUAGCUUCCACCAUGAAGCCAAAUGAAGGAACUGAUCCCAUGAUGAUAAACGACAAGACAGUGACAGACAUGAGAGAUGAAAUCACAGCUACAAUGCAAUCUUAUGUUGAUGAAAAUGGCGGUGGGAUUACACUCAGAAGAAUGUUAGCUCUCUCAACCUUUGGCACCAUGGCUCAUGACAUCUGUGUUUUGGCAGAAGAACUGAUGGUUUCCCUCAUUAUUUUACCUUUCCAUAAACGCCAAACAGCAGACGGCGUAUUAGACUCCGGCCACCCUGGUUUCAGACACGUGAAUCGCAAGGUGCUACGAAAUGCGCCGUGCACCGUUGGAAUUCUGGUGGACAGAGCAUUUGGGUUACUCGACAAAAUAUCAAGAUCCCACGUAUCAGUAGAGGUGGCAACCAUUUUCAUCGGCGGAAAAGAUGACAGAGAAGCUCUGGCCUUCGCAGGACACGUGGCACGACACCAGGGAGUUCGACUUACAGUAAUCAGAUUCCUAAUCGAGAAGAGUUCAGAUAACGUCCCAAGAAGAAUAACCAACAGUAGGGUUAGCGCAGCAGAGGUUGAAGAAGAGAUGAAGCUUGACGAUGAGUGUUUUGCAGAAUUCUACGAGAAACAUGUCGCAGGAGGACACGUGGAGUAUAUGGAGAAAUACAUGGCGAAUUCGAACGAUACAUUCACGGCACUGCGAUCGAUUCAAGGGCAAUAUUCAUUCGUGAUUGUAGGAAGAGGUGGGAGGGUGAACACAGUGUUGACAGUCGGGUUGAAUGACUGGCAGCAGUGCCCGGAAUUGGGUCCGAUUGGAGAUGUAUUAUCCGGGUCGGAUUUUUCCGUAACGACGUCCGUAUUGAUUAUCCAACAACAGAGCACUAGAGGACAAAUAGAGGGUUUGGAUGAUGACUUCUCCGUCAUGUAA